UGACUAUCGAACUUAGCAAAAAAAAAAAUAAAGUGUUUGUUGUAAACAAAAAGAGCGCGGAUUUGUGCUAAAAUGCACAUCAAGCAGAUUAUAAUCCAAGGGUUCAAGAGUUACAAGGAUCAGACAGUGGUGGAACCAUUCGACAAGCGUCACAAUGUCGUGGUGGGACGCAAUGGCUCGGGAAAGAGCAAUUUCUUUUAUGCUAUUCAAUUUGUUUUAAGCGAUGAAUUCACCCAUUUACGUCCAGAGCAGCGGCAGGCAUUGCUGCAUGAGGGCACGGGAGCUCGGGUAAUUUCAGCUUAUGUGGAAAUUAUAUUUGAUAACUCCGAUAAUCGUGUGCCGAUCGAUAAAGAGGAGAUCUUCCUGCGGCGUGUCAUUGGCGCCAAAAAGGAUCAGUAUUUCUUAAACAAAAAGGUUGUACCCCGCAAUGAGGUGGUUAAUUUAUUGGAAUCGGCUGGCUUCUCCAGUUCCAAUCCAUAUUAUAUUGUGAAACAGGGUAAAAUCAAUCAAAUGGCUACUGCGGCGGAUUCCUAUCGCUUGAAAUUAUUACGAGAAGUGGCCGGAACUCGUGUAUACGAUGAAAGGAAAGAGGAAUCUUUGAAUUUGCUGCGCGAAACCGAUGGCAAGGUGGAGAAAAUUUGUGAAUAUCUCAAGACGAUUGAGGAUCGGCUACAGACCCUCGAAGAGGAGAAGGAGGAGCUCAAAGAGUACCAAAAAUGGGAUAAGAAACGACGAACCUUGGAAUAUAUACGCUAUGAAACAGAAUUAAAGGACACACGCAAGGCUCUGGAUGAAUUGCUAUUGCAACGUAAAUCAUCAUCGGACAAGAAGAAAAUCUAUAAUAUAGAAAUCCAAAAGGCCCAGGAGAAAAUCAAAGAUGUGCAAAAGAACCUUAAAGAGGCCAAAAAGAAAGUUGUUGGCACAAAAGAAGAGCGUUCCGUUCUGAUGACCGAACAGCAACAGUUGCUAAGAGAGAAAACCAAAUUGGAUCUGACUAUUGUCGAUCUCAACGAUGAGGUCCAGGGCGAUAAUAAAUCCAAGGAGCGAGCCGAUCAGGAGCUUAAGAAUCUAAAAGUGACCAUUGCCGAAAGGGAAAAGGAACUGGAUGAUGUCAAACCUGAAUAUGAGGCGAUGAAACGCAAAGAGGACGAUUGUUCGCGUGAAUUGCAACUUAAGGAGCAGAAGCGCAAGGAGCUCUAUGCUAAGCAAGGACGUGGUUCGCAGUUCUCCUCACGCGAAGAUCGCGAUAAAUGGAUUCAUAAUGAGUUGAAGUCGAUCAGUAAACAAGUUAAGGAUAAAAUUAAUCAUCACUCCAAGCUGGUGGAGGAUUUGAAAAAGGAUGCCACCUCCGAGGAGGAGUUGGGUCAAAAAAUUGAGGAGCAUUCCUCGGAGCUGGAGCAGCAGCGACUACAAAUCGAUGAGCAUAACAAGAAAUAUUAUGAGCUAAAGAAAACCAAGGAUCACCAUCAGUCCAUGCGAAACGAACUGUGGCGCAAGGAGACACAAAUGACCCAGCAAUUGCAGACGCAGAAGGAAGAGCUCUCCAGGGCAGAUCAGGCAUUGCGCAGCAUGGCUGGCAAACCCAUUCUGAAUGGCUGCGAUUCGGUGAGAAAAGUCUUGGAUAGCUUUGUGGAGCGCGGCGGACAAUCGGCGGAGAUUGCACGUGCCUAUUAUGGGCCCGUGAUUGAGAAUUUCAGUUGCGACAAGACCAUUUAUACGGCUGUGGAAGUCACAGCGGCUAAUCGUCUAUUCCAUCACAUUGUCGAGUCCGAAUAUGAGGGAACCCAAAUUCUGAAGGAGAUGAACAAACUGAAGCUGCCCGGCGAGGUGACCUUUAUGCCCCUCAAUCGUUUGCAGGUCAAGAUACACGAUUAUCCAGAUGAUCCCGAUUCCAUACCCAUGAUAUCCAAACUUAAGUACGACGAACAGCACGACAAGGCGUUGAGAUAUAUAUUUGGCAAGACAUUGAUAUGCCGUAAUCUGGAGCGUGCCACCGAAUUGGCCAAAUCCACUGGUCUGGAUUGUGUCACCCUGGACGGAGAUCAAGUAUCGUCAAAGGGCUCUCUAACUGGUGGCUAUUUCAAUACAUCCCGAUCCCGGCUGGAGAUGCAAAAGAAGCGCACCGAGUACACUCAACAAAUCACCGAAUUCGAAAAGAAGCUGAGCAAAUUACGCAAUGAGCUUAAAUCCACAGAAAAUAACAUCAACUCGAUUGUCUCCGAAAUGCAAAAGACCGAAACGAAACAGGGCAAGUCGAAGGAUGUCUUUGAGAAGGUUCAAGGUGAGAUUCGUUUAAUGAAAGAGGAACUAAUGCGCAUCGAGAAAUAUCGAGCGCCAAAAGAGCGCUCCCUGGCUCAGUGCAAAGCUUCACUGGAGGCCAUGAAUAGCACUAAAGCCAGCCUGGAGGCCGAACUCAAACAGGAAUUGAUGUCAACACUGUCAGUGCAGGAUCAGCGUGAGAUAGAUCAACUCAAUGAUGACAUCCGCCGGCUGAAUCAGGAGAACAAGGAGGCCUUCACCAAGCGUAUGCAGUUGGAAGUGCGUAAAAAUAAGCUUGAUAAUCUGCUGAUUAAUAAUCUGUUUCGGCGACGCGAUGAACUUAUCCAAGCCCUGCAGGAGAUUUCUGUCGAGGAUCGCAAACGCAAGCUGAAUAACUGUAAAACGGAGCUUGUGAGUACUGAGAAACGGAUCAAGAAGGUCAAUAGCGAUCUUGAGGAGAUCGAGAAGCGUGUCACUGAGGCGGUGCAAUCUCAAAAGGAACUGCAGCAGGAGCUUGAGCUCCAUGUGCGCAAGGAGAAGGAAGCCGAGGAGAAUAUUAACAAGGACUCUAAGCAGCUAGAGAAGUGGACCACCAAGGAGAAUAUGCUCAAUCAGAAAAUCGAUGAAUGCACUGAGAAAAUUGCUAGCCUGGGAGCCUUACCGCAAGUAGAUCCGGCGUAUCAUCGCAUUUCGCUUAAGCACAUCUUUAAGGAACUGGAACAGGCCAAUCAGCACUUGAAGAAGUUCAAUCAUGUCAACAAAAAGGCUUUGGAUCAGUUUCUCAGUUUUUCCGAGCAAAAGGAAAAACUGUAUCGCCGCAAAGAAGAGUUGGAUAUCGGCAAUCAAAAGAUUCUUUUACUCAUACAGUCGCUAGAAAUGCAAAAAGUUGAAGCGAUACAGUUUACGUUCCGUCAGGUGGCCCAGAAUUUCACCAAGGUCUUUAAGAAACUGGUGCCCAUGGGCGCCGGUUCGCUUAUUCUCAAGACCAAGGAUAACGAAGGCGAGGAGGCCAUGGAACAGGAGGUCGCCAAUUCGGAUGCCUUCACUGGUAUCGGCAUACGCGUCUCGUUUACUGGCAUCGAUGCCGAAAUGCGAGAAAUGAAUCAACUAUCCGGCGGUCAAAAAUCUCUGGUAGCCCUGGCACUUAUUUUUGCUAUACAGAAAUGUGAUCCGGCUCCAUUCUAUCUAUUCGAUGAGAUCGAUCAGGCUUUGGAUGCCAUGCAUCGGAAGGCUGUAGCCGAUAUGAUACACGAGCUAAGCGACACUGCACAAUUCAUCACUACCACUUUCAGGCCGGAGCUUUUGGAAAAUGCCCACAAAUUCUAUGGCGUUCGUUUCCGUAACAAAGUUAGCCACAUUGAUUGUGUUACACGGGAUCAGGCCAAGGACUUUGUCGAAGAUGAUAAUACCCAUGCUUAGAUUACCAAUCCUCAUUAUUAUCAACAUUAGUGGCUACACAUGCACCUGCCCAUUAGAUUCGACUCCCCGCCAGAUCCAGUCUCUUCGUAACCACCCCAUCCCCCCUUCAAAACCUUAGGCUUUAGCGAUGGACUAAUAUUUUUCGAGUAGAAGCUCCAAUUAUACUAACUUAAAGUUCUUAAGCGUCCAUUUCAUUCAUAAGAUGCUUUACCUCCCAUUCUUAAGCAUUUUUUCCUUCUUAUUUUUUUUUUUUGCAUAGCAGUAAGAUUACUAUAUUCAUAUAUAUCUAUAGAGAUACAUAUAUAUGUUGUGUGUAUUGUCUGGAUUUCCUUAAACGAAUGCUAUUAAUGCUUUUAAACUAAGAGUAACAGUUCGAUCCGUUUUUAUUUUCAUCGAUGCUAAUCCCAGUAGGGUAUUUUUUCGUUUUCCUUUCGAUGGCAAGAAUGUAAAAAAGAAAAAAAAAACAAAACAUUUUACUGUUAGAUUAUCUGUUUAGCUUAUAGAUAUGUCCUUCACUCUCUUAAUAUUUUGUGUAUCGUAAUUUAUCAAUUGAAUCAUCUCCCCUCCCCUUCCCCCCAUAACAAAUUCAAUAUGUCAUAGAGAAAUAUAUAUAAAUAUUAUUAAAAUAGCAUUAGGAAAAAGUUGUUAGUUUAAGAAAAUUGUGUAUUUCCCCCAUAUCAAACAAUAUUGUAAUAAAAUUUCAAAUAUUUUCGACUUCUU
Drosophila willistoni is the source of this 4398-nucleotide messenger RNA. RefSeq names its product structural maintenance of chromosomes protein 3 (gene SMC3). Gene Ontology annotation, biological process: mitotic sister chromatid cohesion. The transcript is spliced from 5 exons. Bases 73 to 3678 code for a protein of 1201 amino acids. NCBI's taxonomy places the organism in Eukaryota, Metazoa, Arthropoda, Insecta, Diptera, Drosophilidae. Gene Ontology annotation, cellular component: chromosome. The record is from RefSeq and is a predicted model, not a curated record. Gene Ontology annotation, molecular function: double-stranded DNA binding; ATP hydrolysis activity; ATP binding.